Octopus bimaculoides (California two-spot octopus) is the source of this 1887-nucleotide messenger RNA. RefSeq lists its product as uncharacterized. The record is from RefSeq and is a predicted model, not a curated record. Lineage: Eukaryota; Metazoa; Mollusca; Cephalopoda; Octopoda; Octopodidae.
UUGUUUUCGUCAUGUGUGUAAUGGUAUCAGGAUGUGAUUAGCAAAUCAAGUAACAACCUAAUGGCCAACCUAGAAAUCCGGUCGAUCCUAUAAACGAAAAUGAAAUGUUUUCGAUGUGGAACAAAUCUAAAACGGCCUGCGAAGGUAAAUUUCCCAAAGGCUGCAUCAAUGACUUCAAACAGAGGUCACUGUAACGCUUAUAUGAAAGAUGUAUCGACAAAAUCCUCAAUUGAAUCGCAAUACAUUCGAAACCUUCAAUAUCAGAUUUAUUAUCUGGAAAUGGAGUCGCGAUAUCUGCGAAAGUUACUUGCCGAUCAGAAAGUACCAGAAAGGCCAUGUAAAAUAAGUGAUGAUUGUGCACAAGAUUUACCUCAAUGUGUAAGAACUAAAUCUAAUAAACAAUAUAUCUGCGAACAUGAUGACGGUGAUAUGUUAAAGAAACUUAACAACAUGAGAAUGGAUACUGACAUUGAAAUCCAUCGCCUGAAACAGAAAUUGGCUGAGAAAGACGAAAAAUUGGCAGACAUGGAAAAAAAAAUGGAAGAACUGAAGUUAACCGCUUCGAAACACGUUCACAAUUUGAAAUCGAUCGAAGACAAUUACAAAUGCUCUCAAACUCUCAUAGAAAAGAUGGUGACAGAAAAAAAUGAACAAGACCGGGUCAAAAGUGAAUUAUUUGAUGCAAAUGAAAGAUUGCAACACUUGGAAUCCAGCAAGAAGCUACUUAGUGAAAGCAAUGAAAGGUUACGUAUAGAAAGUUCCAAUUAUAUACGGGAAAUAUCAGAUUUAAAGAAUCGUUUGGACAUGUGUUGGAGUGAAGUUGAUACCAAGAACAAAAGGCUAGAGCAAUGCUUGAGUGAACUUCAAGAGAUGGCCAAUAUAAAAAGCGAAAAAGAAUUAUAUGCUAGACGAAUAUCGGAAUGCAUGGAUCAAGUUGCAAAGUUACAGAGUCAGAAUAAUGAACUGGAAAAUAUUUUAAAAAUGGCAAAUGCAAGGAAUGUAGACAUGGAAACUAGGAACAGGGGUAUGUUGAAGGAGAAGGAAAUGUUAAAUGAAGACAAGAGGUUAUUAUUAAAUAGAAUGGCAGAGGAAGAAAAGAAAAUAGAAAGAUUAAAAGAAGCGAAUUACGAACUGCAUAAAAAUCAAUCGAAUUUAGACAAAAAACUGAAAAGUGUUGAAGAAUUGAAGGAUUUACAGAACACAUUGCACAAACAGAAGUGGGAAGAAUUUGGUUUGCUGGCUAAUUCCAUGCACUCUUUAUCCCAAACAAUGUCAGCACAGACAUAGAAUAGCUAGAUCUGCACAUUAAAAAAUAUAUACGCUAAGGAAUUUGAAGUCUACUACACUGAAAUAACUAAGAAUCUAUAAGAAGAAUAAUUAAACAAAUAAAAUUUCAUAAAAAAAGAUAUUAGAAGACAUAUUUUUUAUAUAAUAUACAGUAGUCUCUGGGAGGUAAUUAAUUAUUUCAUUCCUGUGAUUCCAAUAUGAAUAGGCAGCAGGUGAAUUCUUGGAAGAUGGUACUAUGUGUACAUUGCGGUGUCCAAAAAAUCCACUACCACCACCAAGCAAGCUUUGUGCAAUUUCCGGUUUAGUCGACGACGACCCGACCAUGCCAGAGGUUGUACUGGGUUAUGUUACCAGCAAAGCUGUAGAAUAUUUACCACCUAAACUCACAUAAACCAGGGAGAAAUCAAGCACAUUUAUACUAGUUUGGCCUAAUCUGCUACCUGGACAUGCCAGAAGGCAAGCAAUUGAAAUGUUACAUGAAUGAACGUGCUUAGUGAACGUGCACAUUGUUGCGCAAGGUUCUAUAAAGGGAUGACAACUUUCUGACAAGAAGGACCAAAGUGCAUAUAUGUAUAUAAAGAGAAAAAUUUUUGAAAGUGA